AUGGCCAACGACAUUCUAGCGCCGCAUCUCCUCACUAUACCACGCGAACUUCGAAAUAACGUAUACACAUACCUUUACCAUGAGGUCAGUCUGUGGUGGGAUUGGGGCAAAGGGCAAGAUUGUCGCAAGGGUCACAUCGUCAACCAAGUCCUUGUACGAUUUCACAAUGCACCCUGCAGCAAUGUCAUUCGCGCACAUUCUCGAUUAUGCCACGAAUACAUCGAAUCUGCGCCUAUGAAAGAUCUCUCGGCGACGAUUGAAGUGUAUCCUUCGAUAUACACAAAUGUGAGCACCGACAAAGAUGUUGACCUUGGCGUUCUCUCGAAACGAGUGACUAGUGCCUUCAAAAACCUUCGAAACAUCACAAUUUUUCUCACUUAUAUCGACGCUUUAUCAAGGAGCUAUGUGCCUGGUGCUGAGAUGUGGGCUAGCAUCGAAAGACUCAUCGGAGCAAUCAAACAUGAAGCUCCGCACUUGUCAAAUGUUCGGGUGGCAUUCAAACACAACUCAGGUCCUGAACUGGCCCGCUCCGAACAACAGUGUGAUACCUUCGCUACCCCUAAUUUCCUACCUGGGCCACCAGACAGUCUGGUCGAGUUCCCGCUAGUACAGCGUGCAGAAGGACACCACAUACUAUGCCAAAGACGCGGAUCAUCAACUAGGAACACGGUACUCAAGUAUGGCGCAUAUGUUUUCAGUUCACCAUAUGCUAAACCCGCUUACAUAACAUCGAAAGAAAUUGCGGAAAAGUGGAAUGUUGGGUUUGAUGGACCAGUAUGGAGGGAGAAGCGAGGCAAGGAAGAUGCAAAAGAGUGGUUUUAA
Alternaria arborescens is the source of this 822-nucleotide messenger RNA. RefSeq lists its product as hypothetical. The record is from RefSeq and is a predicted model, not a curated record. Lineage: Eukaryota; Fungi; Ascomycota; Dothideomycetes; Pleosporales; Pleosporaceae. The coding region runs from base 1 to 822 and encodes 273 amino acids. The transcript has a single exon.